UGAUGAUUCAAAACAAAACUUGAUGAUAUUUAAAAUGGGGCAAAAAUUGCAUCAGCAAGGAUCUUUGGAGAAGCAGAAUGCCGUAGGAUGCAUGUGGGGAAUGAUAAUCCACCAUUUUCACAACAGAAAAUGGCACCACAAUAAUGUCAGGAAUAGACUUUCUCACAGGAGACAUUCUUGUGGAAAUGAUAUUCAUACUUCUACCUCUGAUGAAGGGAUCGCCAGAAUUCCACCUGAAAACAUUGACAAAGCAAAGGACGUUGAGCAACGAUCAUCUUUAUCUUCAUCUUCGCCUAAAAUUAGCUCGAUGAAAUCCCGAUUGAAGGCUUUGAUCGCGGAACAGAUGCCUAAAUGGAGAAGCCGCCACUGCAAAAGCUCUUCCUCUCCCACUAAGGCGACACAGCCGGAAGAAACUACCGUUGCCCUUUUUGGGUCUGAGAGCACUUCACAAUCACAAGAUGGCACGGGGGGUUUAUUAUGUGACAUGGAUUCUGCAGCCACAGUCACUAAUUUUAGCAACAAGACGCCUCUGGUGCUUCUCAAGAGAACAUCUUCCUGUAAUGAGCUGUGUGAUAGAUCAUCAUCAUCAUCAUCGUCGUUGUCAUUGUCAUCCCAGGCUGUAAUGACGCUAAAAACCGAUGAAAGAGAGAGCUCUACAGUUCCCGGCCUGAAAAGGACACGGUCACUUCCAAAUCUCGAAUUCAGGUCUUAUGUCAAUAGAGAGGUUGGGGUUGAGGUCGAGGUUGAGGUUGAGGUUGAUCCUUCUGGCAUUCAGGUCUCAAACAACGACAACCGGCUUUUGAGUCCCCAGGUUGACGACAAGAGCAAAGCUGAAUUCAACUAUGUAAGACAAGUGUUAGAGCUUUCGGGGUUCAUCAAUGGAGAUGGGGGUAGUCGGCAUUUGGUGCUCGACUGUCCUGAAAACGACCAUGGCGGCGAUGAUCUUCUCAUGUUCGAUUUAGUUAAUGAGGUGUUGCUGCGUAUACAUGAGCGGUCGUCCUGGCAAUGGGCGAGGUCCAUGCCGGGCUGCCAACAUGUGCAUGGCGGCAGCGGCGGUGGCGUUCUGGAACAGGUGUGGGGGGAGACGAGGUGGUUGCUGCAGAGUAGGCUGGGCGGUGGCGGUGGCGAUGCAGCAGCUGUGAGGUGGGAUAUGGCCAAAUGGGACCGUUGGAUGGAUCUGCAGUUUGAUGCAGAGAGUGUGGCACUCCAAGUCGGAGACUUGAUAUUUGAUGACCUCCUUCAGGACGUCGUUCUACACUUGAUAUAAUCAUUUAUUAUUCCAUAUUUCAUUUAUUUUAUUGAAAAAUAGAGAAUCAUUUCACUAUACACAAUAUAUAACCUAAGCUGCUUAUAAUAUUUUUCUUUUUGAU
Molecule: messenger RNA, 1370 nt
Organism: Andrographis paniculata
Lineage: Eukaryota; Viridiplantae; Streptophyta; Magnoliopsida; Lamiales; Acanthaceae
Exons: 3
Coding region: 23-1267 (414 amino acids)
Source: RefSeq, a predicted model, not a curated record